Electrophorus electricus (electric eel) is the source of this 9509-nucleotide messenger RNA. Lineage: Eukaryota; Metazoa; Chordata; Actinopteri; Gymnotiformes; Gymnotidae. The record is from RefSeq and is a predicted model, not a curated record.
CAGCCCGCUGAGGCCGGAGAGCGCAGAGCCAUCUUCCACAGCGGAGACAGCGAGGAAACGGGGCACGGGAGGAAGGGAUCUGGGGGAGCCCGGCUCGGUUUGGUCGGCUUCUGAGACACACUGGGUGUAGAGCCAUCGGCAGGGAUCGCAGUGGGAGCAGACCGAGCCUGCGGAAACUGGGAGGCGAGGACCGAGCAAGCUGGUGGGAGACCUGGAGCGCAGGCGGCCACUCGGUGUUGUAGGGGAGAGACGAGAGGGCAUCUGUGGCAGCGCAAACUAAACACACAGCUGCUGGAGAGACAUAUUCGCCGGUGAACAAAUGUCAAGCGCGUAUUACACGACCGAUUAACUCGCUCCGCUGGCUAGCGAGGCUUUGUUGACUUGAACAUUGGGCGACAAUCACAAAAUCGCUGAAUAAAAACCAACUCGGGGUUUUUUUUUUUUUUGUUGGUUUUUUUUUUUUGUUUUUGUUUGUGGAGCAGCGACUUGUGUGUUCAGACCGGGGUCGGGGGAGCGAGCGUUUCCUCACAGAGCGAGUCGGUAUUAAAAACCUUGUUUGAAUACCGGUCGAGGCUUGUUUUCAAAGGGUUUAGGACGCGUUGUUUUAUUGAGUAAUGUCGGCUCACGUCGUGUCAACACGCAUUAUUCAAACGUGCCGACUAGCCUCCAAACUACUCCGCUAGCCGGCUAGCCGUUAGCCGAGCCGCUAGCUCACGCUAGCCGUCUCUCGUCCUCUCUCUUUUUUGCCUGAACUACAAUUUGCAAACGUCGAAGACCGGUGAUCUUAAUUAGAGGAAUUUGAUCGGUCGUUUCAGACCGGUCGGGUUUACAAAAAGAGUAGGUAAGUCCGUCGUUGGAGUAAGGGCCUGUUCUCGCCCUGUCUAGGUUAGCUAGCUUGGCUAGCUUUGCUAACCGAGGCGCUUUUGUGGGACACAAGCAGGGGAAGGAGAAAGUAGUUGUAAUGCAAGAAAAAAUAGUUAACUUUUGCCAAGUUUGCAAACAGCUGGACGUCUCCGAUUAAGUGCAUGAGCUAAUGUUUUUUCGCUAUUUCAGCCUUGCUAACUUAACGAAGGGCCAGCAGCUCCAAAAAAAAAACAAAAAACAAAACAAAAACCAAAAAACCCUUCGUGUGGAGUUUGGAGUGAACCUGCUCCCGGAGCCACUCGCACAUGAACGGGUGCCGUUAUACUUCUCUCAGCAGAAAUGGGGGGGAAAGGUAUUAUCUAGCUUAGUUGGACACGAAAAACCUUGCAUCUUUAAUGUUUGUCUUUUCACUUCGUCGCGAACUCACGGCCUAUUUGAUAAUUAAAGCCCUUUUAUAAAAAACAAAAAGUUUUAUAGUGUGAAUACAUUGCAAAACAUGGAUUGAUUGUGCGUGACGUUGCCUGAAGUGCACAUAUGACCGAUAUGAUCGGUGGUGAACGGGUGUCCUUUGAUGCACCGUACACGUUGUCAUCGUAAACUGCCACAGUGCGUCGAGAGCAAAAGCGAAGAAGGCUGCGAGCUUUGGAGAGAGUUAGGAGAGUUGCCGUGCUGUUUUGACCCUGUUCAGGUCCCCUCCCCCACCUGGUGCUGCCCCACUGGAGGUGUGCUUCGCCCAUGCAGGCUGGCUGCAACUCCCCUGUCAGCUGCCAGCCGUCCUCCCACAAGCCACAGUUCAUUCACUCCUUGUUGAAGUCCUCGGAUUUUCAUAGUUGCAAACUUCGCAUGUGAUGGAACUGAUGUUCGCCGAGUGGGAAGACGGAGAGAGGUUCUCCUUCGAAGACUCUGACCGUUUUGAAGAGGAUUCCCUUUGCUCGUUUAUAUCGGAGGCGGAGAGCCUCUGUCAGAACUGGAGAGGAUGGAGGAAACAGUCUGCUGGUCCGAAUUCACCCACAGUUAAGAUUAAAGAUGGACAGGUCAUCCCCCUGGUGGAGCUGUCUGCCAAGCAGGUGGCCUUCCACAUCCCAUUUGAGGUGGUGGAGAAGGUCUACCCUCCUGUCCCAGAGCAGCUGCAGCUACGCAUUGCCUACUGGAGCUUUCCUGAGAACGAGGAGGACAUCAGGCUCUACUCCUGCCUGGCCAAUGGGAGCCCCGACGAGUUCCAGCGCGGCGAGCAGCUCUAUCGCGUGCGGGCUGUGAAGGAUCCCCUGCAGAUAGGCUUCCAUCUGAGCGCCACCGUGGUGUCCCCCCAGGCUGGCCAGUCCAAGGGCGCCUACAACGUGGCCGUCAUGUUUGACCGCUGCAGAAUCACCUCCUGCAGCUGUACGUGUGGAGCAGGGGCCAAGUGGUGCGCCCACGUGGUGGCGCUCUGCCUCUUCCGCAUCCACAACGCGUCCGCUGUGUGUCUGCGGGCCCCGGUAUCGGAGUCGCUGUCCCGCCUCCAGAGGGACCAAUUGCAGAAGUUUGCACAGUACCUCAUCAGUGAGCUUCCGCAGCAGAUCUUGCCCACAGCCCAGCGCCUCUUGGAUGAGCUCCUGUCCUCUCAGUCCACGGCUAUUAACACAGUCUGUGGAGCUCCAGACCCCACAGCUGGGCCCUCGGCCUCCGACCAGAGCACAUGGUACCUGGACGAGUCCACCCUCAGUGACAACAUUAAGAAGACGCUGCACAAGUUCUGCGGGCCUUCGCCUGUUGUGUUCAGUGACGUGAAUUCCAUGUACCUGUCAUCCACGGAGCCCCCAGCCGCAGCGGAGUGGGCCUGCCUGCUGAGACCCCUGAGGGGCCGCGAGCCCGAGGGCAUCUGGAACCUGCUUUCCAUCGUCAGGGAGAUGUUCAAGAGGAGAGACAGUAAUGCGGCCCCGCUGCUGGAGAUCCUGACUGAACAGUGCCUCACCUAUGAGCAAAUCAUCGGUUGGUGGUACAGCGUGCGGACGUCGGCGUCUCACAGCAGCGCCAGCGGGCACACGGGCCGCAGCAACGGGCAGACGGAGGUGGCGGCGCACGCCUGUGCCAGCAUGUGCGACGAGAUGGUGGUGCUGUGGAGGUUGGCUGUGCUCGAUCCCACCGUGAGCCCACAACGGCGUCUGGAGCUUGCCGCCCAACUCAAGCAGUGGCACCUGAAGGUUAUCGAGAUUGUGAAGCGUGGGCAGCACCGCAAGUCCCUGGACAAGCUGUUCCAGGGCUUCAAGCCAGCAGUCGAGUCCUGCUACUUCAACUGGGAGGUGGCUUACCCCCUGCCCGGCAUUACAUACUGCAGCACAGACAAGAAGAGCGCCUCCUUCUGUUGGGCCAGGGCAGUGCAGCAGCAGAGGGGUGCCAAGGCAGGGCUGAGCGGGGAGGCCGCCGAGUGUGGGGGCGGCGGGGCGCGGAGCGGGGGCCCUGACGUGGGCGCACCUGAGCACAAACCGCGCAGCACCUCCCAUCAGCCACAGCAAGAGGUGGCUGUGCGGCCCAAGGAGACCAUUGUGAGCAAGAGGAAGGGCGUGUCGGGGGUGAGCGCGUCAGGGGUGCUGCGGCUGGGCGGAGGCGUGGCCCUGUCCCUGGACGACGGCCCCAAGGGUGCGUACAAAGCUAGCGGGUCCUCCUCCUCCGCCGGCGGCAAGGCCAAGCUGGCACAGAGCGGCAAGGGGUCGUGCGGAGGCCCGGGUGCGGCAGGGAAGCACCCCGCCGCCAAACGGCGCACCAGCAGCGAGGACAGCUCCCUGGAGCCGGACAUGGCCGAGCUGAGCCUGGACGACGGCUCCAGCCUGGCCCUCGGGGCAGAGGCGAGCAACACGUUCGACUUCCUGCCCCCCCCGCCGGAGAUGCUGCCCUCGCCCAGCCCGCUGCUCCGCGAGCCGCGCAAGUACGGGGCCGGGGCUAAGGAACGCGCGCUGGAGGCCAAGCGCGGGACGCACGCAGGGCUCCCGCUCCCGCACCCCCCCGACUCGGCUCGCUGCUUCCCCAGCGAGAGCCCUGGGGCGGGCGUGGACAAGGAGGCAGACGUGGAGGUGGAACUGGAAGAAAACGCGGACGAAGACCCCGCGGAGGACGCACGGCCCUCCGCGUCCGCAGCCAUUCCCGUCCCCGCUGCGCCCAAGCCCCCCCGGGGCCGCAGGGAAGGCGACGGUAGCGGCGCGGCAGGGACCCCGGGCCCCCAGGGUCCGGACCCAGCAGCAGGAGGGGAUCCGGUCGGCGAGGACGAUUAUCAGGCCUACUAUCUCGGCGCCGCCUCCGAGGAUGGGGGGGAGAGGGGGGUCCCCGACAGCAGUCACGAAGAGGAACCGGACAUCUUCGCCGGGAUCAAACCCCUGGAGCAGGAGGGCCGCAUGGAGGUGCUGUUUGCCUGUGCGGAGGCGCUCUACGCUCACGGCUACAGCAACGAAGCCUGUCGCCUGGCGGUGGAGCUGGCCAAGGAUCUGCUGGCCAACCCUCCCGACCUCAAGGUGGAGCAGCCGCAGACGAAGGGUAAGAAGAGCAAGGUGUCGACCAGCAGACAGACCCAGGUGGCCACCAGCACACUUUCCAAGGCCGCCUUCCUGCUCACGGUCCUCAGUGAGAGACUGGAGUUCCAUAACUUGGCCUUCAGGACGGGCAUGUUCUCCCUGGAGCUCCAGAGGCCACCUGCCUCCACCAAGGCUCUGGAGGUGAAGCUGGCCUACCAGGAGUCCGAGGUGGUGGCUCUGCUGAAGAAGAUCCCUCUGGGGGUGGUGGAGAUGGCUGCCAUCAGGGACAGGGCGGAGCAGCUGAGGGACGGCAACUUCUGCGACUAUCGGCCCGUCCUGCCCCUCAUGUUGGCUAGCUUCAUAUUCGAUGUUCUCUGCACCCCUGUGGUCUCUCCCACGGGCUCUCGCCCACCCAGCCGUAACCGUAACAACGAGAUGCCCGGUGACGAGGAGCUGGGCUUCGAGGCCGCGGUGGCAGCACUAGGAAUGAAGACGACGGUUAGUGAGGCAGAGCACCCUCUGCUGUGUGAGGGCACUAGGAGGGAGAAGGGAGACCUCGCCCUGGCCCUGAUGAUUACCUACAAGGAUGACCAGAGCAAGCUGAAAAAGAUUUUGGACAAGCUCCUGGACCGGGAGAGUCAGACUCACAAGCCCCAAACCCUGAGCUCCUUCUACUCCAGCAAGCCGGCCGCCGGCAGCCAGAAGAGCCCGUCCAAGCACGCUGCGGGGGGCGCGUCCAAACACGCGGCGCCGGCAGCGAGUGGGGGCUCGGCCUCCGCGCAGGGCGCGGCCAGCGGUGGGGCGGGGGGGCAGCAGGGCGGGAUGGCGGGUAACGGGGUUCAGAGUGUGGCGGCGGGAGAGGCUGCGGGCGAGAGCCGCGAACAAGAUGGGGCUCAGUCCUCCUCGUGUGAGCAGCAGAGGGGACAGGAUGAGGCGGCGCCCUUUAAGACCGAGGGCACGGUGCCCAGCCGCCUGGCGCUAGGCGGGCGCGGGGCCUACGGAACCCGCUGCUGGGGCUCACCUGUGCGGCAAAAGAAGAAGCAUACAGGCAUGGCGAGCAUCGACAGCAGCGCCCCCGAGACGACCUCGGACAGCUCCCCCACGCUCAGCCGACGCCCUCUGCGAGGUGGUUGGGCGGCUGCUUCCUGGGGGAGGGGUCAAGACAGCGACAGCAUCAGCAGCUCGUCCUCCGAUUCACUGGGCUCCUCGUCAUCCAGCGGGUCACGCAGGGCAGGGGGUGGAGCCAGAGCCAAGAGCACCGACACCAGCAGGUAUAAAGGUCGGCGCCCCGAGUGUCACGCGCCCCACGUGCCCAACCAGCCGUCCGAGGCGGCCGCCCACUUCUACUUUGAGCUGGCCAAGACGGUGCUGGUGAAGGCAGGCGGGAACAGCUCCACCUCCAUCUUCACUCAGCCUUCUGCCAGUGGGGGCCACCAGGGGCCCCACCGCAAUCUGCACCUGUGUGCCUUCGAGAUAGGCCUAUACGCCUUGGGCCUGCACAACUUUGUGUCUCCCAACUGGCUGUCCAGGACGUACUCCUCCCAUGUUUCCUGGAUCACAGGCCAAGCUAUGGAGAUUGGCAGCGCUGCCCUCAACAUUCUUGUAGAGUGCUGGGAUGGGCACCUCACCCCUCCGGAGGUGGCAUCGUUGGCAGACCGGGCGUCCCGGGCGCGGGACCCCAACAUGGUGCGCGCUGCGGCGGAGCUGGCGCUCAGCUGCCUCCCCCAUGCCCACGCCCUGAACCCCAACGAGAUCCAGAGGGCGCUGGUGCAGUGCAAGGAGCAGGACAACGUGAUGCUGGAGAAGGCGUGUAUGGCGGUAGAGGAGGCGGCCAAGGGAGGGGGCGUGUACCCCGAGGUGCUCUUUGAGGUGGCCCACCAGUGGUACUGGCUGUACGAGCAGACCGUGGGCGGAGGCUCGGCGGGUCAGCGCGAGGCCCCCAGCCGCUGCGGGGCCAACGGUGGGCCGGGACGCAGACCCCCGGAGACCGGCUGCGGCGUGCUGGACGGCGCCGGCAUGGACGCGGCCGGUGUGGCCACCGUGACGGCAGCGGUGACAGCAGCCGCUGUAGUGCCCGUCAUCUCGGUGGGCUCCAGCAUCUACCAGUCGCACGCGCUGCCCGGCACGGCAGUGGCCCACCCUCAGGGCCUGCACCCCUACACCACCAUCCAGGCUCAUCUACCCAGUGUGUGCACCCCCCAGUACCUGGGCCACCAGAUCCAGCACGUCCCACGCCCCGCUGUCUUCCCCGUGUCUGGAUCCACCUAUCCGCAAGUGGGUGUGGCAUCCUUGCUCUCCCAGGGAAUGCACUCCGCCUUUAUCGGAGCGCCGUACCCGUUCUCUGUGGCCUCUGGUCCUCACCCCCCCAUGGCAGCAACUGCAGUCACGUUCCCAGGGGUUCCUGUACCGUCCAUGACUCAGAUCGCUGUCCACCCGUACCACGCAGCUGACGCGGCCCUGCCCCUCAGCACUACGGUGGCAGUAGGCGGAGUUCACUCAGGCUCCACCAUUCAGGCCAUACAGGGAGCCACGCUUCCUGGCCUCUCCUCUCAGCCCGCCUCAUUGGUUAGCACGCCUUUUCCUGUGGAAGAUGAGCAGCACAGUCAGCCAAUCAGCCAGCAGGGACUGCACUACCUGCAUUCGGCCUACAGAGUUGGUAUGCUGGCCUUGGAGAUGCUGGGCAGGAGGGCUCACAACGACCAUCCCAAUAACUUCUCCCGUAGCCCCCCUUACACGGAGGACGUCAAGUGGCUGCUUAGCCUCGCUGCGCGGCUCGGGGUGAACUACGUCUACCAGUUCUGCGUGGGGGCUGCCAAAGGUGUGCUGAGUCCGUUCGUCCUGCAGGAGAUCAUCAUGGAGGCCCUGCAGAGGCUGAACCCCGCCCACAUCCACGCGCACCUGCGCACCCCCGCCUUUCACCAGCUGGUGCAGCGCUGCCAGCAGGCUUACCUACAGCGUACUGAAAGCCUGAGGUUCAACCUGCUGAUGUUCCGCUUGCAGUGAGUGACUUGUAUACCAGGUAUGGCCAAUGCUUCUCUCCUGCUCAUGUCUUCCCCAGGGGUAUUAAUGCUAUGAGCCAUUGACGUAGCAUGACACACCCAAUAUUGAACAACUCAUUUUGUCUUUUAUCCUUUCGAUUUUACUCAUCUAGAAAAAUCAGUCCAGUAGACAUGGCUAUUGUUAAUUAAACGGGUUCCUAUGCGUUCCUGAAAUGGGCGGGGCAAGUUGCAACACGGGUCUCUUUGCGAGUGAGCCAUUACUGAUGACCGCUGCAGUCACGCCUCCCAAAACAGAGCAAGGCCGCAACACUAGUGGUUGGCCGAUAUGUGGAGACGAUAAUUGGCCGUUUGUGUGAUGUCUGUGAGCCAGCCGUGUCUAGAGUAGGAUUGCUUUGGUAUUUACUCUUCUGUCUAGCUUGUCAGUGAUGUUUAACGUGAAGCUUGCUACACUGUGUACCCUGCUAAACAGAAAAACCAUGGCGCUCACCUUGCAUUGGUCUAAACCGAAAUGCUUCUGGUGACUGAGACCGUCACUUAGGAAGGACCAAAGCUGGCUCUCUGGACCCGUGCUCAGAGCUCACGUUUACCCCCGUCAGUCCAGUGUACGAAUCCCGGGGAGAGUGGCUGUCUCCAGCGUUGGUUACACGUGGUUUCAGAAGCGGGAUGGUGGUGAGGCUAUAGGGAGCAUGCCCUGGGUUGAUGAUGGUGUAGCCUUGCGUGAGGACCCCUGAUGAGGGGCAUGGGUGUGGCCCUGAUGAAAGGGCAGAUGUGUGUGGAUGGACAUUUGGAUAGACGGGUUAAACAGGUGCUCUGGCUGCUAUGCCAGUGAGCUGCUCUUUGGUCUGGUGGUCAGAGCUCACGUUUACCUCCCGUCAGUCCAGGGUUCCAGUCCUAGGUAGGGUGGCUUCUUUCGUUUUUGUUACUAUAAAUGAUUUUGAAUUUCUGUUACUGUUGGAUUCCAGUUGCUAAACUGUUGAGUUGAAAUGUUUUUCAAGCCUACUGUCCAAGUGUAAGGUGGUAUACACUAUACAACAGACUACUUAUGCUUACUUAUGCAGGUUAAUUCUAACAGUCUUUAAUUGAAGUGAUGUUUGUUUGCAAGUUAUAAAGUAAAAUGCUGGUAUGCAUUAUUUAUUUGUUUUACUAUUUCAUAUUCAAGGAGAAUAUUUUCUUGCUUGUUCCCAAUUUCUUAUUUGACUAUCAGUAGCAGUUUACUCUAUAAAUCGUAUGGUUCUUUUAAUCAGUAAUAUUUUAUAAUUUUAGUGUUAGGCAGUUCUCAUUUUUAAUGGACUAUUGAAAUAUGGUAUAUCAUCUUAUAUCGAUAUUGUCAUCGGCCCCUAAAAAGUCGAUAUUGAUUGAAGAGUGUAGCAGUCUUAAAUCUUUGGGAUUGGGUGCCUGGAUCAAGAGUAAAGUGUUUGUGACCUGAAGGCCGGGAAUUUCAGAAUGUUUGUGUACAUGCGUGAAUCCCCUCAUCACCACACCACCAGGUUCCAUUCACAGAGGACGUCUGCACAUCCGAGUUGCGCCAAGUAGAGAUCGUGAGGAGUGUUUCCUUUCCGGUCGCGUGCAGUGCCCAUGGAUGGUGCAUGACGGCAGAGAGUGGAGUCCGAGUACGCUCAUAGGAAGGACAUUCCACAGGCUUCACAGUUCUGCAGGAGAGCAGAGGGAGAAGGGAAGCAGGCCACAGAGAGGAAGAUUGAGGGUCUCUCUCACAUUCUUGUUCACUGUAGAGAGAAUAUUUGGCAAUCUCUGUCUUCCCUCCCCUCACACAGCAGUAUCAUAGCUGCUGUCCUAGCGGUAUCAUAGAUCUCAUAGCAGCCUGAUGGUUGGAGAUUUUGACAGUCGUAUUACACACCGUGCAAAUUUACACCAAUUUGUUAACAUGGAGAGGAGACACUGAUGCAAAUUCACGAUCAUGGUACCCGGGGGAUGUGUUCGAGCAGAGAUCUGCCAUGACUGACGCGAGAGACUUGUUUGCUAAGUGGCUUGUGGGAUAAGUGUACUGGAUGCGGUCUGUCCCUGUUGAAACGUUGGCAUUUGAUUUAGGCUGCAUUUAUUUUCCCCUCUGACGAACGCUCUGAAGCUCCCGUCACCGGGCCGUUUGAUGAGCAGAUCGUUCGGAGAUCCGAGCCCACCGAGCUGUGCUUUAGACCUCUGCUCCUCU